AUGAGUGAUAAUACUGUUGGCGUGGCCGUUGGUUGUGCUGUAGGAAUACCCAUCGGAGUGGGGAUUAUAGUUGCGUUUGGGUUUUGGUAUCGAAUGCAGAGGAGAUUCAAGGAAGAAGAGCUGGAACACGACGGGCAUUCAAAUUUUGAUGAAGAGAUGAGUUUCAACGAUAUGGGUGUGAUGAAGAUGCAGCAGGCUGGUGAGCAUGUUCAGGAGAAUGAGCACGAAGUUCAUGGGAAUCACGUUUCGUCCGAUGAAACGGCAUCGUCCAGUGAGGAGAAGAGGGAAAGGGAAGUGGAUCAUACUAGUACUCAGCUAAAGAAUAACUCGUCUACCGGGUCCAUCAGUAGGGGUAAAUCGGGGAAAAGGAAUAUAUAUACGCCUGCAUAUCGUAAACGGUUGCAGGAAACGGUUUCCUCAAUACAGAAACCCAUGGAUUUUGAUUCGAGCAAUAACACGAAAAGUACUUCUACUUCGAUCACGUCUGCAGAUACUCCAAAGAGACAGAGUAGUCAGAUCAACAUGUUCGAUAAGAUGAUACCGAUGCUGCCCGAUGCUGCAGUUGGUGGAAAUGGAUCAGGAUCCAUUUUUGACGAGGGAUCUGUGCCCAGGAGAAAUUCAUCGAAUGAAACUCUACUAAAAACGAUCGGAACACUCGAUUUGGGUGCAUAUCCAAGGCGAGGUUCGUCAGUACAAAUUUCCGGUAUGAAUAAUAAUAAUGCCAUCAACAAUCAUAAUAUUAAUAACGCUGAUAACUCUAUCAUUUCGUCGAGACAUUCGUUAACAUCGCUGCAUACACACAUGUCUUCUCCAAGUACGAAUUCAAAACCUAUAAUAGAGAAUGUAUUCGACACGCCGAAAGGUUCUAAAGUGUUGACCUUACCAGCGGAAAACGAUUCAUCUGAACAAUAUAGGCUACAGAAUAAUUACGAUAUCAGAGAUGAUCAUCACAUUGCUGAAGAAGAUCAGUACGAAAAUGAGUUCACGAACUACUCGGAGAAUAAAAGGGAAUUUAUCGAUUCUUUGAGACCAAAAAGACAAACAUAA
This is a messenger RNA of Kluyveromyces lactis, 1047 nucleotides long. It is a transcript of the gene AIM20, whose product is annotated as Aim20p. Lineage: Eukaryota; Fungi; Ascomycota; Saccharomycetes; Saccharomycetales; Saccharomycetaceae. Bases 1 to 1047 code for a protein of 348 amino acids. The transcript has a single exon. The record is from RefSeq and is a predicted model, not a curated record.